CUCCCCCCUUGCCAGUAUCUGUGCUGCGCAGCUCUCCGAGCGGUUGCGGCCGCUGGAGACGGUUAGGACAGAGACCGUUGUGGAGGUCGCUCCCCGCGGCCAGGCCGGUGGUCCCCGCCCGCGAGCGUCGGAGUCGGCGUUGCUAGCGCCCCACGGGGUAUCUGAAGUAGAAGGGGCAUUUAAAUCAAGCGGUAUUGAAAUGGAUUGGGUUAUGAAACAUAAUGGUCCAAAUGACGCUAGUGAUGGGACAGUGCGACUUCGUGGACUGCCAUUUGGUUGCAGCAAAGAGGAAAUAGUUCAGUUCUUUCAAGGGUUGGAAAUCGUGCCAAAUGGGAUAACAUUGACGAUGGACUACCAGGGGAGAAGCACAGGGGAGGCCUUCGUGCAGUUUGCUUCAAAGGAGAUAGCAGAAAAUGCUCUGGGGAAACACAAGGAAAGAAUAGGGCACAGGUAUAUUGAGAUCUUCAGGAGUAGCAGGAGUGAAAUCAAAGGAUUUUAUGAUCCACCAAGAAGAUUGCUGGGACAGCGACCGGGACCAUAUGAUAGACCAAUAGGAGGAGGAAGAGGGGGUUAUUAUGGAGCUGGGCGUGGAAGUAUGUAUGACAGAAUGCGACGAGGAGGUGAUGGAUAUGAUGGUGGCUAUGGAGGUUUUGAUGACUAUGGUGGCUAUAAUAACUAUGGCUAUGGAAAUGAUGGCUUUGAUGACAGGAUGAGAGAUGGAAGAGGCAUGGGAGGACAUGGCUAUGGUGGAGCUGGUGAUGCGAGUUCAGGUUUCCAUGGAGGUCAUUUUGUGCACAUGAGAGGGCUGCCUUUUCGUGCGACUGAAAAUGAUAUUGCUAAUUUCUUCUCACCACUCAAUCCAAUACGAGUUCAUAUUGAUAUUGGAGCUGAUGGCAGAGCAACGGGAGAGGCAGAUGUAGAGUUUGUAACACAUGAAGAUGCGGUAGCUGCCAUGUCUAAAGAUAAAAACAACAUGCAACAUCGAUACAUUGAACUCUUCUUGAAUUCUACCCCUGGAGGUGGCUCUGGAAUGGGAGGUUCUGGAAUGGGAGGAUAUGGCAGAGAUGGAAUGGAUAAUCAAGGGGGAUAUGGAUCUCCCAUUGGGAGAAUGGGAGUGGGGAACAACUACAGUGGAGGAUAUGGCACUCCUGAUGGCUUGGGAGGUUAUGGUCGUGGUGGUGGAGGCAGUGGAGGUUACUAUGGGCAAGGUGGAAUGAGUGGCGGUGGAUGGCGUGGGAUGUACUGAAAACACUACCACCAACGUACAAGUCCUAACAGACAUCUGGUCUACUAGACUUUCUUACAGAUUUAAUUUCUUUUGUAUUUCAAGAACUUUAUAAUGACUGAAGGAAUGUGUUUUCAGGAUAUUAUUUGGUAAAGCAACAGAUUGUAAUGAGAAAAUCUGUUUUCUGUAGGUUUUAUUUGUUGCAUACUUAAAAUAAAUUUUUAUAUUCAAACCACUGAUGUUGCUACUUUUUAUAUAUAGGUCCUCUUAACGAUGUGCUUCCUUCGUAAAAUUCGGGAUGGUGUAUUACUGUUAGCUCUACAAAAAGUAGCAUAGUGCAGUGUUAGGGUAAGAUUGCAAGUCUUAAUAAGCAG
Acomys russatus (golden spiny mouse) is the source of this 1599-nucleotide messenger RNA. RefSeq names its product heterogeneous nuclear ribonucleoprotein H3 (gene Hnrnph3). Gene Ontology annotation, biological process: regulation of RNA splicing. Gene Ontology annotation, molecular function: RNA binding. Lineage: Eukaryota; Metazoa; Chordata; Mammalia; Rodentia; Muridae. The coding region runs from base 200 to 1246 and encodes 348 amino acids. The transcript is spliced from 10 exons. The record is from RefSeq and is a predicted model, not a curated record. Gene Ontology annotation, cellular component: nucleoplasm; ribonucleoprotein complex.